GAGUUCAUUGGUGCUACUUAGCAUAGGUUCUUCCUGACCCUGUUCUUAUAGAUAUAAAGCUUGAAGAUGCCUCUAUCAUUGAUAAAAAAUCAGCUUCUUUGCUCGAGCCGUAAGGAAGAUAUUUUAUUUUUUUUGGGUAACAUGACUUUUGGGCCACCCUGUAUUAUCUUGCAGUUUGCUCAAAAUAGAAUAGGCAACAACUGUGAUAUUUAAUGGUAUGAAUAUUUUUAGCCUCUGAAUUUAAGACACGGUCAGACUUACUCAUCACCACGUUUCAAAAGCGGACAGCUAACAAUAUUGGAUUAUUAUCAUCAUUAAUACAUUUGUCAGUUGUUUCGAGUGGAAUUGAAAGUGGUUCUGUCUAUGAAACACUACUUGUCAACAACUCAUGGAUCAUAUUCCAUAAUUCACCACCGCCACCAGCUUUCAACGCGUGUACUUGUAGUGUGGCUUCUGAAUGUAUAAUUGGGAAAGUGGGUUUUCAAUGUAUUCUUGUAAACAAUUGUACGAAAGAUACUACGGUUUGGACGAUACCAGGUCUAUUCUUGGCUUGCACUUAUUAUGAAAGUAUACUUACAUCCGAUCUACGAUGCUUCUAUGACCAAGCAUGUUUCAACACUAUUCUUGCAAUGUACAAUGUUGACAUGCCAGAUAGACUUCCUUUGCCUUCAUUCGUAUCUUAUCUACCUAUACUGGACAAAUUAGCUCCAUCACGCUUUUCACCAACCGAUAAUCUUCGUACACUAUUUGAUAACCUCAUGGUAGAAGAGUGGAAUAUUACAGGUGAUUUUAAUGGGUACUAUAAAGCAUGUGCGCCAGUUAGCUGCACUUAUACAUCUGUUCAGCGACUAAACAUCAUUGCUCUUGUUACAACAAUCGUCGGCCUUAUUGGUGGUCUUACUGUUUCAUUACGCCUUCUAAUUCGAUUGGCAAUACGAGUUAUUCCUAUGAUCAUAGCACAGUGGCAAAAUCAACACGUUGUUGCAGAUCAUCCGGAAAUAAUCAGGCGUACAAUACUAUCUCGAGCAUCUUUCGAAUCACAAAUUGAAGUUAUUAUCCGUCAACUAAUCGCUAUGGUGCCAUUAGAAUUUCAGCGAACUAUUAUUUUCGCAAUGGAAGUCAUUCAAAGUAAUUUAAUUCCGACAUCUUUCAAUACGGAUUGGAUUAUUGAAUAUGGAAAUGCGUCAAAUGACUAUCUUUUGCGAUUUAUACCGCGAUUAUAUAAUAAUGAUACAUGUAAUUGCGUUGUUUCAUCAACUUGUCAAGAACCUUUACAGAUAGGUCCUCCUGGUAUUAUAUUACCUGGUCUUGUUGUUGGCUGCUCACCCAUCAAUGCUUUACGUAUGUCAACACUUGAAUGCAUGUUUUCAAUGGGUUGUGUCAAUACGAUUCUCAGUUAUCUUAACUACUAUACAGAGCUAGAUGGAUCACUACCGUCGAAUUUUACUAUACCUACAACAUUACCUUUUAUUAUUCAUCCACUUAAUCAAUCAAUUCCAUCACGUUUUUUACCGACUACACUGAUUGGUACACUAAUUGAUGGGCUGUUUAUUGAAGAUUGGCAAAAUAUUAGUUUAUAUGAAGAUUAUUUUGCUGCUUGUCAACCUACUAUGUGCCAAUACAAGUAUAUUCAACGCAAUAAUAUAUUGUUUGUAUUUACAUCUUUACUUGGUUUGUACGGUGGACUCGUGGUUAGCUUACGAUUUCUAGUAUGGCACGGUAUCUGUCUGUAUCGAUGGAUAAAAUUUUCUAAUUAUGUUCAUCCUGAAGCAGUUGUACCACGUACAAACACAGUCUAA
Rotaria sp. Silwood2 is the source of this 1799-nucleotide messenger RNA. NCBI's taxonomy places the organism in Eukaryota, Metazoa, Rotifera, Eurotatoria, Philodinida, Philodinidae. The record is from the annotation of a GenBank genome assembly.